Messenger RNA from Cyprinus carpio (common carp), 1630 nucleotides. RefSeq lists its product as uncharacterized. The transcript has 2 exons. Lineage: Eukaryota; Metazoa; Chordata; Actinopteri; Cypriniformes; Cyprinidae. The record is from RefSeq and is a predicted model, not a curated record. The coding region runs from base 262 to 1440 and encodes 392 amino acids.
CAAUAAAAUUUACCGAAGAAGAAAUCGUAGCUACGGGAAGAACAUGUUGUGUGGUUGGAUGUAAGGUCCGUUCACACGAUCGAAGGGGCAAAACAUUAGACAACUGUCUUUCUUUUUAUUGUUUUCGGACUGGAAACAGAAUGAAGGGAGUCGUGUGUCCGAUGUAACCAAGCAGAGACAGGUGGACUGGAUAUCUAAGACAUCCCACGAUCACUGAAAGUGUGUUCCAGGCGUUUUCAUUCGGGUAAACCAGCAUACGAGAUGGACGAGUCUCAUCCAGACUGGGCUCCAGCCCUGCACCUGGGUCACUCUGAAGUCACAGAUGCAGAAGAAGAGCAUGGGGAUCAAGCGGAGGCAGCUGUGGAAGAGGAAGAAUACAGGGAACCGACAGAAACAGACCAACAAGCGGCUGAGAGACUAAGAGCAGAAUGCCAGUUCUGUGCGCAAAGCAGUGCAGAAGUCACCCGCCUUUUGCAAGAAAAUAGGGAGCUUAGGUCUGAGUUAAACAAAUUGAAGCUGGAUGAAGAGUUUUUCAAAGAUAAUACAGAGAAGGUGCGAUAUUAUACGGGACUUCCAUGUUUCGCAGUCUUGUUUUCAAUGUUUACUACUGUUAAGCCCUUCCUGCCAGUUGCAAAGAAGCUGUCACAGUUUCAAAUGGUUUUACUGACACUCAUUCGUCUAAGGCUUGAUCUUCCGAUCCAGCAUCUUUCACACAUUUUUAAUGUGUCACGUAGCACUCUUUCUGCUACCUUUGCAGACACCAUAGAUGUGCUGUAUGCACGCCUCGCUCCCUUGUUGUACUGGCCUGAGCGGCACUGUUUACAAGCCACAAUGCCACAUCAGUUUCUGCAAGCUUUUGGAAAGCGUGUUGCGAUUAUUGUUGACUGUUUUGAAAUUCGUACGGAGAUGCCGUCAAAUUUAAUGGAGCGUGCACAAUCAUUUUCCCACCAUACAGGUACACACACAAUGAAAUACUUGAUAGGAAUUACACCCCAAGGCCUAAUUUCAUUUAUUUCUAAGGGAUGGGGGGGGCGAGCAUCUGACAUGCACAUAACCGAGAAUUGUGGGCUUCUUAACAAACUGUUGCCUGGCGAUGUAGUGUUAGCAGACAGAGGCUUUAAUAUUAAAGACAGCGUGGGAAUGAUGUGCGCGGAAGUUAUAAUUCCUGCAUUCACUAAACGCAGAUGCCAACUCGAUGUGAAGGAUGUGGAAGACACUCGUGCUAUUGCACACCUUAGGAUACAUGUAGAAAGGGUAGUAGGUAACUUGCGCAAUAAGUACACACUGUUACAUAACACCAUACCAGCUAGUUUGUUGCUUCCCUGUAAGGAUGAAGAAUGUACCCUUCUUGAUAAGAUAGUUAAUGUUUGUUGUAUUCUAGUUAACAUGUGUCCAAGUGUUGUUGUAAGGCCAGAUGAAACAGAAAAAUGUGCAUGUUAAAUGGUAAAAAGACCCCUGGAGAAAUUUGGGGUGUGUGAAUGUGUGCUACCCUGCUGAUAUUGAACAUGUUUGUGUUUGGAGUGUGUGUACCUUCUUUAGAAUGAACACGGUAUGCUAUUUGUACAUUAAAUACUUCAGAUGAAAAUGCAUGACAAUUUGAACAUUAAAAAUGUUUUAAUACAAAAAAAAA